UGAGAACGACAUAAAUGAUAAAUAUCCAAAUUACAACAACAACAUCGGAAUGGUACACUACUGAUAACGACGACGGCAAACUAGAAAGCUACAACAAGAACAUAGAUAACGACAAGAAGGAUCAAAAUAACGAUAUCGAUAAUGGUAAUGAAAAGCAGGCUGGUCAGAAUUAUGGUCAAAAGAAACAAAUUGAAAAGGAUGUCACCGUUGAGAAUGAGAACCAUCUAAGUGAUAAGUAUCAAAAUUGUAACAACAUCGACAUGGACUACACUAUCGCUAACAACGACGACGUACUAGAAAGCGCCAAUAGAACGAUAGACGAUGACAGUUCCGAUGGAUACAAUGUCGAUAGUAACGAAGAAAGCAGUAGUAGUGACAGCAAUGAUGAAGAUGAGAUUGACAAAGAUGAUAUAAUAGAGUCGAUAAGAACUGAGAACGAUUUCAAUAAGGACAAGCGUGAUGUACCGAUUAUAGAGGAUACAUCUGACGGCGAAAGUCCUAAUAAGAAUGAUUUAUCAAUACAAGACCCCACAUAUAUAUAUUCUUUCAACACGAACAGCACGUUAAAAGAUAGUUCGAAUAUCUCGGAAAAGUCAGUAAAUACAAACAACCAGAAUGAAAGCUUCGAUGUCACGUUACUGAAUGGGAGGCCAUCGGUAGAUAGUCGCAAACGCACAGUGCCUGCAUCAAUAACAGAAAAUGGGAAAAGGAACAUAAAGAAACAUUUCUGCAAAUACUGCAAAACAUUACAAACAAAGUUGGCCCGCCAUUUAGAAACAAAGCAUAAGAGCGAACCGGACGUUAAAAAAUUCAUCAACUUUCCAAAAGGUAACAAAGAAAGGAUAAAGAUUAUUGAGACUAUCCGGAAAAGUGGUGACUUUCUCUAUAAUACCAGUGCAAAGGACGAUUUGAGUGAUCUGAUAGUAUGCAGGCGACGUAUGCCAACUAUGAUGAAACAAGCUGAAGAUUAUCUAUGUUGUUCCAAAUGCAAAGGAUAUAUGUCGAAACAAAGCAUACGACAACACUUUGUAAAAUGCAAAGAGACGCAUAAAAAAAGGAACACGAGAAAUAGCAGUAGUGAGUAA
Messenger RNA from Orussus abietinus, 1085 nucleotides. Its product is annotated as dentin sialophosphoprotein-like. The transcript has a single exon. The coding region runs from base 15 to 1085 and encodes 356 amino acids. Lineage: Eukaryota; Metazoa; Arthropoda; Insecta; Hymenoptera; Orussidae. The record is from RefSeq and is a predicted model, not a curated record.